Molecule: messenger RNA, 975 nt
Organism: Impatiens glandulifera
Lineage: Eukaryota; Viridiplantae; Streptophyta; Magnoliopsida; Ericales; Balsaminaceae
Product: trafficking protein particle complex subunit 3-like
Exons: 6
Coding region: 208-771 (187 amino acids)
Biological process (GO): endoplasmic reticulum to Golgi vesicle-mediated transport; intra-Golgi vesicle-mediated transport
Cellular component (GO): cis-Golgi network membrane; cytosol; TRAPP complex
Source: RefSeq, a predicted model, not a curated record
CGUCGAUCGAUCGACUGAUUCUGAAUCUCAUUCAUCAGGAAGAGAAACGAUCUCCGACGAAAUCGAUUGUUCCCGCCGGUUUCUGGAGGAAGGCUCUGUGUUUUACGGCCGAUCCGAGCAAAUUUCUAGAAGAAGUAAUAACCCCAGCAGUUUGGAAUUCUCUUAGGAAGUACGCAGGUCUUGUAGAAACUCUGUGAAGACUCUUCAAUGCCUCCCCCUGCUGCACCUAGAUCUGGAGAUGCCAUUUUUUCCAGUGUUGAGCGUGUGAAUGCCGAGCUCUUCACUCUUACAUAUGGAGCAAUUGUGCGGCAGUUACUUACUGAUCUAGAGGAGGUUGAAGAGGUUAACAAACAGUUGGAUCAGAUGGGCUAUAAUAUUGGGAUUCGUCUCAUUGAUGAGUUUCUAGCAAAAUCAAAUGUAUCCAGAUGUGUUGAUUUCAAGGAAACAGCUGAAAUGAUUGCCAAGGUUGGGUUUAAAAUGUUCUUAGGAAUUACUGCAUCAGUUACAAACUGGGAUGUUGAUGGCACAUGUUGUAGCCUUGUUUUGGAAGAUAACCCUUUGGUGAAUUUUGUUGAACUUCCUGAUUCUUGCCAAGGUCUCCAUUAUUGCAACAUCUUAAGCGGCAUUAUUAGAGGAGCUCUAGAGAUGGUGUCAAUGAAGACUGAAGUCACGUGGCUGCGUGAUAUGCUAAGAGGAGAUGACGUGUUUGAACUCCAGCUUAAAUUUUUGAAGCAGGUACCAGAGGAGUACCCAUACAAAGAUGACGAAUAAAUUUUUCGGUAUUCUCUGCAAAGUUUGAGUUACUUGAAGACUAUUUACCAUUUUAUUUUAUUUUUCGGGUCAACAAGCUUCAUUUUUAUUACAUUGGGGGUAUGAUUAAUUCUGAGAUCCUAUACCUUUCAAUUGUUGUCACUUUCCAGCUCUGAACUUGGCAAUGUUAUAAAUGACUUGGAAAAAAGUUUGUCAACCCUUCAA